AUGCUUAAGAAAAGCAAAUCAAACGCAGGAAAAAAGCCUUCCAAGAAAAUAAAAAUAGAAUUAGUUGAAGAUAUAGACGAUGACGAAGAGGCGCCUGUAAAAGAAUAUAAAGAAAUUGAAAUUGCAGAAACCUUUUAUAACAUCACAUGCUUUGCAAAAGGCUCAAUAAUAGUCUGUCAAAACCGUGAACAAUUAAUAACUCAAGUGAUAUCUGUUUGCGACCGCCAAGAAAACUCCAUAAUUCGGACUAAAAAACAUUUUAAUGGGCGUUCCUGCCGAUUUGUGUGCUAUUUUUCAAUUACCAGAAAAUAUGAUAAAUUUCCUUCAAUUACCCCUGAAAGCUUAUGUCCAUUUAAAAUGGUGUGAAAUGGAAGGAAACGUGAAGAUGGCCAAUAUGAAUUUUAUUGCCGCUCAAUAAAUCCUUACCACAACCAUCCUAGGCCUAAUGACAACGACUGUAAAUCAUUUGAAUCCCAUACUGUUCUCCCUGAAUUUGUGAAAGAAGAAAUUGGCCAAUUCUACCAACAAGGCUUCAGCCGCAGUGAAAUUUUUAACGCAAUUCAACAAAGCUAUCCAAGCCUUAAAAUGUCUUCCAAAGUCCUUAGAUCAUGCCUAUCUAGUCGCACAGGACUUUGGAAAUCCCGUAUGAAUUAUGAUGACAUUGUCAAAAGAAAUAUCGCUGAAGAUGGAAUUAUUCUUAUAAAUAACCCCAAAAAGCAAAGAAUUUUUAUCACAACUAAAGAAAAACUGGCUUUGUGAAACUCAUUAAAAGACAUUUUGCUUAUAGAGACCAAUGGGAAGCUGCAUCCAUUUUUUAAAGCAUCAAUGCUAAUGUUGACUGUUGACAGAAAUGGCAUUAAUUCGAUAAUUGCAAUUGCGCUGCUUAAAGAAGACAAUGAAGAAAACUAUGACUGGACUUUCAAUUUAUUUAAAAAUCAAGGAUUUACUGAGCCUCAAACCAUAAUAACUGACUCUAUAAAAACACAAUAUGAUUCUAUGAAGGAAAAUUUCCCAAACUCCACCAUUUUAUUCAGCCUCCAGCAUUAUGCGCACUCUUGUAAUCUUGGCAUCGGCAGAAAAGGCCCAUUUAUCACUUAUAAACUUAUCAAUGUGUUUCGUGCAGAAACUGAAGAAGAUCUUCUUACAGUCUGAAACAAUCUCCUUAGUGAAUACCCGUCACUCCAAAACUGUGAAGAAUAUCUUGACUUUUUUAACUACAGAGACCAGUGGGCAAAAUACUCAGUCUGAAAUUUUUUUACAGCUGGAUUAUUAACAAGAAAAAGGUCUAAAUCCAUGUUUACCAUCAAAAAAGAAAUAAACAAAGUAAUUGAGCGAGAAGGAAAGCUAAAAAUGUUUUCUCAAUAUGAAAAUCUAUGUAAGGCUGACGAAGAAACUAGCAGCGUAAAACAUAUAAGUGUCAAGAAAAUUGGAGCUCUUGAAGAUGUAGCAGCUAAUGUGAAAGGGAUUGAAAAACUUUAUACUCAAUAUUGCUUGCUGAGGGUUUACGUUGCCCUUAAAUGUUUAUGACAAAUUUUUCCUAGGACGAAUUUAGAUGAUGAAAUCAUAAUAGUUGAUGAUAGAAGCUGAAGGGUGUCAAAAUUGUUUGAAAUCCAUUGGGAAUAUAGACUAUGCACUUGUAAAAGAAUGAUUAAGCAUGGAAUCCCUUGCUCUCACUUACUGUUUAUGUGUAGGCGUAAAAACAAGAAUAUUGUGGAAUUUAUUAUUGAGCAUACAGCGAAAAGGUGGCUUUUGCCUGAACAUGAUGGUAAAACAGAUAAAGAGCUCUUAGGAAUUGCAAUUAAAUUUAAAUAA
Messenger RNA from Blepharisma stoltei, 1812 nucleotides. The record is from the annotation of a GenBank genome assembly. NCBI's taxonomy places the organism in Eukaryota, Ciliophora, Heterotrichea, Heterotrichida, Blepharismidae.